Aspergillus costaricaensis CBS 115574 is the source of this 1017-nucleotide messenger RNA. RefSeq names its product C2H2-type zinc finger protein. The transcript has 3 exons. The coding region runs from base 72 to 716 and encodes 214 amino acids. The record is from RefSeq and is a predicted model, not a curated record. Lineage: Eukaryota; Fungi; Ascomycota; Eurotiomycetes; Eurotiales; Aspergillaceae. Gene Ontology annotation, biological process: regulation of transcription by RNA polymerase II. Gene Ontology annotation, cellular component: nucleus.
AACAAUUCGGCCAUUGAGCUGCUGGUCCUGUCCCUCCUACCAAUUGAUUCUUCCCCAUCCUACACUCCAUCAUGUUUGCCUCCACUGCAAUGCACCACAAUAUUCCAUCAUGCCCUCCUCUCGAACAAAGAUCCUAUUCGGAAAGCAGUGAUGACUCCAUGCAAUCGGCUUUCGGAUAUUUCGAUAAUACCAUGUACACCAUGGCGGCGACCGAUCUGCCCAUGACCCAACCUUCCUUCGAACCAUCCUCCUACGACUCCACCUCCUUCACAUCAUCCGUCAAUUCCUCCCCUUUCAACGCCUACUACAACUUCACUCCUUCUCUCAUGUACUCGCCGGAAACAUACACUUUCCUUCAAACACAAACACCUCCGGUGCCUGUACCGGGCGGGGAAUGGGUUGCACCGCAAUCCACCACUCCCAGCACUGAGGUCGUAUACUCUCCGGAAGAGACUUGCGACGCAUUAGACAACUCUAGACCCGUCAAACCCUUCUCGUGCCGCGACUGCGGCAAGGCGUUCACACGUCCCGCCGACCUGAAACGGCAUCACACCAGCGUCCACAACCCCGUGUUUCAGGACUGCCCAGUACAAGAAUGUCUGCGCAAGGAUGGCAAUGGGUUUCCGCGUCGCGACCAUCUGAUUGAACACCUGCGCUCGUUUCACCACUGGGACGUCCCUAAGCGUCGGACGACCAAGCGGUCGCGAACCGAUUAGUGUCAUGAUGCUUUUCCUCUGCCUUAUACCCUUUGCGUCAUGAUGCUGUUCAAUAUACCCUUCUGUUUGUUGCCGGGUGAUCACCCAUGGCACUUUACGUCCGUCUAUGUCCGCUAUGCUUCUCAUGUCUAUGCUUAUGCUUAUGCUUCUUCAUGUUGUCGAUGACCCACGGACGGUAUGGCGUUCCGGACCUCAUUCUAUCUAUUUUCCUUUUGGCAUAUACCAUUUCAUUUGGUUUUCUUAUACACAUAGACAUUGUGUACCAGUCACAAGUUUAUUAAUACAUUACCUUCAACAUGUC